AUGAAUCAAGUAAAUGGUUUGCAUUUAAAAAAACUCAUGUUCCUUAAGGGUAAAAAUAUCCCAAAUUCAACUGUCGAUGGAGGGUUGCAGAGUAACGAAGAAAACGGGGUAACGAAAAACAGAAGUGAUUCAGAAAACACUCUCAGUUUAAUCGAAAUUGAAAAUACUGUCACUGUAAACGAAACUACGGGCACGCUUUUCGCCACUCCAAAACCAUUUCGCAAAAGAAGACUGCCAGUUGAAAAAGAUUCAACACGACAAGAAGCUGUAAAGAUUUUACAAAACAUGUACGAAACUAGAAAGAGCAGGGAUGAAAGUGACGCAUUUGUAGAGUAUGUCUCUAUGAAACUGAAACAAAUAAAAAACAGUUAUGCUAGGAAUAUUGCUCAACAUCACAUUAACAAUAUUUUGUACAAUGCAUCAAUAGGAACUACAUUCUACAAACCCAACUGCUAG
Molecule: messenger RNA, 456 nt
Organism: Parnassius apollo (apollo)
Lineage: Eukaryota; Metazoa; Arthropoda; Insecta; Lepidoptera; Papilionidae
Source: the annotation of a GenBank genome assembly